UGAACUCGAAGGAUGGGGUCAUCUGUCCUUUAUGGUGGCCAAAGUAGAAGCAUCGGAGAUGGGCGCGACGGGGUAUAUAAGAAGCCCAGCUCGCUCUCUGGCGGCCACAAUCCACCUUACACCACACUCUUGUUCCAGACUUGACCUGAAGUCCCAUCGGUAGUUACCACGAACGUGAACAUGGCACACACCAAGUCCAUCGAUAUGCGGCCCCUGAAGGACGGCCCGGCCCGCAUCUUCCUCAAGUCCCAGUUCUGCGCAAAGCCUCAGUGGCCGCCCAAGUCUACCGACCUGUCCGGAAAUGUAGCUGUCAUCACCGGAGGGAGCUCUGGGCUGGGCUUCCACGCCUGCAAGCACAUCCUCUCCUACAAGCUGUCACACCUCAUACUUGCCGUCCGGUCCGUCAAAAAAGGAGAGGAAGCCGCAGCAACGCUCCGUCACGAGUACCCCGGGGCCAAAAUCGACGUCUGGGAGCUUGAAAUGGGAUCGUACGACUCCAUCCAAGCGUUCGUCCACAGGGUGGAAGCCAACUUGCCCAGGUUGGACAUCGUCAUUCUCAACUCGGGUAUUGUCAAGGUCGACUUUGGCCUGAAUCCUAGUACAGGCCAUGAAGAUGUGGUCCAGGUCAACUAUAUCUCAACCAUGCUUCUGGCAAUCCUUCUCCUCCCAGCGCUAAAAACCAAGUCGUCGCCUGGGAUGCCUGGUCGUCUAAGCAUAGUCGGUUCUGGCACCGCAUACCAAGCCAAGUUUCCCAACCGGACGAUGGUCCCGCUGCUCCAGUCCUUCGAUGAGCCCAAGAUCACCCCUUGGGAUGCAGGCGACAGAUACGCCACCUCGAAGCUCCUCGGCCACUUGUUUAUCACCAAACUGGCUGGCUACGUCAAUCCCAACGACAUCGUCGUGAACAUCGUCGAUCCUGGUCUCUGCAAGGGCUCGGACCUGCACCGGGAUGUCCACGGAUUGGUUUCGGCGGUGCUGUCUCUCGCCAAGAGCACCGCGGGACGGACAUUGGAGGACGGGUCAUCCACAUACAUCGACGCCGCUGUUGUAAAGGGAAAGGAGUCGCACGGGUGCUUCGUGAUGGAUUGGGAAAUCCGGCCAUUUGCAAACAUGAUCUACGAUCUCGAGACCGGUUCUGUCAUUGAACGUCUCUGGGAUGAGACCAUGGCGGAGUUCGAAUUUGUCGGGGCGCGCAGGGUGUUGGAGGAGCUACGGAAAUAACGGCAUAGGGGAAUUUUGGGGAGUAAUCAUCGACACCGAGUGGUUAAUUAACUGGCAGUGAUUAUACAUGCGGGCUCCGGAUGGAGUACCAAUGCCGGGUUGGG
Molecule: messenger RNA, 1325 nt
Organism: Phialemonium atrogriseum
Lineage: Eukaryota; Fungi; Ascomycota; Sordariomycetes; Cephalothecales; Cephalothecaceae
Product: short chain dehydrogenase
Exons: 2
Coding region: 181-1221 (346 amino acids)
Source: RefSeq, a predicted model, not a curated record